Trachymyrmex cornetzi is the source of this 972-nucleotide messenger RNA. Its product is annotated as glutamate receptor ionotropic, kainate 5-like. Lineage: Eukaryota; Metazoa; Arthropoda; Insecta; Hymenoptera; Formicidae. The record is from RefSeq and is a predicted model, not a curated record. The transcript has 6 exons. The coding region runs from base 1 to 972 and encodes 323 amino acids.
AUGAACGGUGUGAUUUGGAACAAAAUGCAAAAAACUUUUGUGCCAAUUUCCAGCGUGCCGACUUAUGCGAUGAUGCAACAAGAACGCUUCAGACAAAGUCGAGCACUCGAGAUCCACAAUUUUCAACUACAAAACUUUACUUUAACAUCUUUUCAGGAGCCGUAUUUUCUUUAUUUUUACAAUAACAAUACGAAAGUUACGGGACUCUGUGGGGAAAUAUGGAAUCUACUUUCGGAAUCGUUAAACUUUACAUUACAGCCAGUGAAAGCAAAUAUAAAUGGUUUAGGCUAUAUUCCCGAGUAUCUCAAUGGAAAGUCAAAAAUAUUAGAAGUAUCGUUAGGAUUAUUUUGUUCUAUAAUAUGUACGUCAUUUGGUGCUGUGUUAUUUAUGUUUUUAUCGAAAAGUGGUUUUGUACCACCAUUUGAUAAAUUUGAAUCUUUGGUGUAUAAUACUAAGUUCAGCGUUGUCACUUUGAAAGAUUCGAUAGGAGAAACCUUGUUCAAGGUACUUACGACAGAUUCAAUAGUACGAGCAAAAAAGUCAAAUCGCUUAAUCAUAGUACCAACACUUCAAGAAAUGCAUAAAAAGAUAUGCUCCUUGCCAGAAAAAUAUGCCAUGUUUCAAAACGAAGAAACGCAUAAAGUAAAUGGCGAGAUUAAAUGUCAUUUGAUUAACAUUGGAGAAGAAUUUAUUAGAACAUGGGUAACUUCCGGCAUCGUAAGGAAUUUUAAAUACAAAAGAACCAUCGAUGUUGGGAUACUUAAAUUAAUAGAAGUUGGACUAUUGAGCGCAUUGAAAGAUCGUUGGAUGGAAAAUAAAUUUAAACAAUAUGAAGACAACCAGAAACCGAAACCAAUUGAAUUACAUCAAGUUUCUUUAAUAAUUAUGAUGCUGUGCUGUGGUGCGAUUAUGGCACUUGUUAUUUUUAUAAUUGAAAAAAUUGUAUUUGCUUAUAAAGUAAAGCAAUUGUAA